GUCGUCCGGUGAAGAGGAAUGGACCAGAGCAGGUCGCAGCAGGGAAGAGAUGGGCGGAGGAGGGAGGAGAGCGAGAGCAGGGAGAGGGGUGUAGAGAGGAAGGGGUCACAGAGAAGAGCUUGGGUGCUGCCACAAACACACGCACACAGCAGCACUGCCCCGCUCUCAUGCCUGCUCGCCCCACUCCCACACCUGCUCGCUCUGCUCUCGAAGAAAGCUGCACCAGUGUGUUCCCGUUGCCCUGCUUCCCCUGCUUCCCCUGCCCUCCUUGCCCUCCCAUGCACCCCCUCCCUCGCUCCCACCCCCCACCUCUCAUGCCCUAG
This is a messenger RNA of Closterium sp. Naga37s-1, 323 nucleotides long. Lineage: Eukaryota; Viridiplantae; Streptophyta; Zygnematophyceae; Desmidiales; Closteriaceae. The record is from the annotation of a GenBank genome assembly.